Molecule: messenger RNA, 1849 nt
Organism: Macrobrachium nipponense
Lineage: Eukaryota; Metazoa; Arthropoda; Malacostraca; Decapoda; Palaemonidae
Gene: Scsalpha1
Product: succinate--CoA ligase [ADP/GDP-forming] subunit alpha, mitochondrial-like
Exons: 7
Coding region: 119-1102 (327 amino acids)
Biological process (GO): tricarboxylic acid cycle
Cellular component (GO): succinate-CoA ligase complex (ADP-forming); mitochondrion
Molecular function (GO): succinate-CoA ligase (GDP-forming) activity; succinate-CoA ligase (ADP-forming) activity
Source: RefSeq, a predicted model, not a curated record
AGGAGACUUCUUUUUAAAGGCCCAAACUGCCUUUUUGCAAGAUGGCAGCCACCACUAUUUCGUCAGGGCUACACCUGUUCUUGGUUAAUGCAACAAGACAGACCUCCACUUGGGCAAAAUGGCUUCUACCGUACGAUCAAUCGUCCGACUUGCCGGAUCCAUCCCUGUGGGAGCUCGGUCUUGCUACACUGUAACAAGACCAAACUUGGCAAUCAAUGAACACACCAAAGUAAUUUGCCAAGGUUUUACAGGCAAGCAGGGAACCUUCCACUCCCGACAGGCUAUUGAAUAUGGGACAUUGAUGGUAGGUGGUGUAUCUCCAGGCAAGGGUGGCAAAAAGCAUUUAAAUCUUCCCGUCUUUAACAAUGUUGCAGAAGCUAAGGCAGCAACAGGUGCCGAUGCCAGUGUUAUUUACGUACCACCUCCUGGUGCAGCAAAAGCGAUCUUUGAAGCACUUGAAGCAGAAAUUGGAUUGGUUGUGUGCAUCACAGAAGGUAUUCCACAGCAGGACAUGGUUAGAGUAAAACAUGCUCUUUUGCGGCAGAAUAAGACCAGACUUAUUGGUCCUAAUUGUCCAGGCAUUAUUGCACCAGAAAAAUGCAAAAUUGGUAUUAUGCCAGGUCAUAUUCACAAAAAAGGCAGCAUUGGCAUCGUGUCACGGUCAGGCACCUUGACUUAUGAAGCUGUGCAUCAGACAACUCAAGUUGGUUUAGGCCAGACCCUGUGUGUUGGCAUUGGUGGUGACCCCUUUAAUGGUACAAACUUCAUCGAUUGCUUAGAAACAUUUUUGAGAGAUCCAGACACCAAAGGAAUCAUACUCAUUGGUGAGAUUGGAGGAGGUGCUGAAGAAGCUGCAGCAGAAUAUCUAAAGGAGCAUAACUCGGGAGAAGGGGCCAAGCCUGUUGUAUCAUUUAUUGCAGGUCUUACUGCCCCACCUGGUCGUCGUAUGGGUCAUGCAGGUGCCAUCAUUUCAGGGGGUAAAGGAGGAGCAGAGGACAAAAUUAAAGCUUUAGAAAGUGCUGGUGUAAUUGUAUCCCGAAGUCCUGCACAGAUGGGUAAUUUAUUACGUGAAGAAAUGAAGCGCCUAAAUCUGGCUGCUUAGGCCUAACUGAUUAGCAGUUGAAGAGGGAUCAUACAGUAAAGAAAUGGAAUUAGCUGCUUUAACUAUAAAACAUUCUGUCCCUUAAGCUUUACAGUUUAUUGGCAUCAUGGGUUAUGCAAAAUCUGUCAUCAUCCUGAAUAAGUGACUAAACAAUGCAGGGGAUCCUGACUUAAUUGUUGCAUAUUUCAGUGUUGUAAGGCACAUUGCUUUGGUUCAGUGUUACUGGCUCCAAAAAAGGUUAAAAGUUUGAGCAUUGAUACUUAAUUGAAAGCCCUUUGAAAACAGAUAGCUCCAUUUGUCAUGAAAACAGACUGUUAGCUAUUAUUUCUUGUUUGCUGAUUGAGCCCUCAAGGAAUUAACAUGGGCAUACAUUUUAUCUUGUGGUUAUGCUGGCAUUUAACAUUUUGUGAUUAAUUUUCAACUUGUGCACCAAUGCUUCUCACAGGAAUUAAAAAAAAUUGUUAAUGAAAUCUUAUUCCAUGUAUCUUACUGAUGUUUAUUUUCUCAUGAUUCUUUCAAUCAUUUUAGUUGAAUGAAUGUCCAGUGAAAUGUGGAGCUUUUCAAACUAUAUUUUUGACAGUUUUGUAUUGUUUGGGACUACUGUGAAUGGUGGCUAGCCUUUGGGAGUUUAUCAAGAAAAAUUCCAUUUGUUGCUUACCUGUUCUAUCAAUUUUGUAAAUAAUUUAAAGUUUUUAUUGUCAUCACGUGUACAGUUAUCUAAGAAUACAUAGUACAUGUUAUAUGAAA